Molecule: messenger RNA, 489 nt
Organism: Miniopterus natalensis
Lineage: Eukaryota; Metazoa; Chordata; Mammalia; Chiroptera; Miniopteridae
Source: RefSeq, a predicted model, not a curated record
GAGGCUGAGUUCCUGAGUAUGGGUUCUUUUGCGUCCCAGCCUCUGGAGACGGUCAAGGUCGGCGCGCCUCCUGAGGCCGCCCCUCCCGCCAAUCCUGCGCCCCUCCAAACAUCCGAAGCCCCGACGUCCCCAGAGCAGCCCCCCUUAUUUAACAACUGCUGGAGCUGUCGCGUGGUCUCCGGGGCGGGGCUGAUAUGGGCGGGCGGGCAUUGCUUGUUGGGGUGUAGUCAUCCUGUCAGACCCCAAAGGGAAGGCCUUCCGCGUUGCUUGAAAGUACCACCAGUGAAUUUGUCAUCCGUCCCUGUCCCCGUGACACACAGAGCAAGCAUGGGACUUAUGGAUGUUCUGGACAGACACAUGGACACUGACAUACUUCAGUUCUGCAGAUAUUACAAGACUGAAAAAACAAACAUUAGUUGGCAUUCUUUGGCCAUGAGUGUUUGUGGCCUUCUAGGGCUCCACAAGGACCAAUAAAUUCCUCAAAGAACA